This is a messenger RNA of Sinocyclocheilus rhinocerous, 1239 nucleotides long. RefSeq names its product serine/threonine-protein kinase TAO2-like. Gene Ontology annotation, biological process: protein phosphorylation. NCBI's taxonomy places the organism in Eukaryota, Metazoa, Chordata, Actinopteri, Cypriniformes, Cyprinidae. The coding region runs from base 487 to 1239 and encodes 250 amino acids. Gene Ontology annotation, molecular function: ATP binding; protein serine/threonine kinase activity. Gene Ontology annotation, cellular component: cytoplasm. The transcript is spliced from 9 exons. The record is from RefSeq and is a predicted model, not a curated record.
AAUUUUGACCUUCCUUCCGGUUGGCUCCCGCCCCACGUAGCCAUUUUGCGUUUCCUGGACAAAAAAGGGGGUUAGAUAGAAAGACAAUCAGUCCCAUACUAAAACUAGUCUUCAAAUCAUACCGAGAAUCAAAAGUGCGGAUGUAACUGUGCAAUAUGAUAGGCGCGGGAGCGGGCGAGCAGGUACACCAGCCGCGGCCCGUAUUCAAAGAGGAAACAUUUGGCUAGCUGGCUAACGAACCGUUAGCGAAAGAGUGAGAUAAAGACUUCAUAGACACUAAAGUGUUGUACGACGUUCAUAAUUAUCAUAUUAUACUCUUAAGCACGCUAGAAGGCGGACGUUGGUAGAAAUAUGGACCGUGUGUUGAUUUGAAACGUCGCAGCGGAGAAAAAACAGCAAACGCCACGGUUAUUUGCGGAGGAAGCCGGAUAAGUGUUUAUUCACCGGGAAUAAAGCGCAGGAUCGCAGCACACCACGGAGCCAGUCAUGCCUGCCAGUGUGCGUACUGGGACCCCGAAGGACUCCGAGGUGUCUGAGCUCUUCUACAGGGAUGAUCCUGAGAAGCUGUUCACUGAUCUCCGCGAGAUCGGUCAUGGCAGCUUUGGAGCCGUGUACUUUGCUCAUGAUGUACGUUCCAACGAAGUGGUGGCCAUCAAGAAGAUGUCGUUCAGUGGCAAGCAGUCUAAUGAGAAAUGGCAGGACAUCAUAAAGGAGGUGAAGUUCUUGCAGAAGCUCAGACACCCCAAUACCAUCGAAUACAAAGGGUGCUACCUCAGAGAGCACACAGCAUGGCUGGUGAUGGAAUACUGUCUAGGAUCAGCCUCUGAUCUUUUAGAGGUGCAUAAAAAGCCUCUGCAGGAGGUGGAAAUAGCUGCUAUUACCCACGGUGCACUUCAGGGCCUCGCCUACCUUCACUCUCACAACAUGAUACACAGAGAUGUGAAGGCAGGUAAUAUUCUGCUAACUGAGCCAGGUCAGGUGAAGCUUGGAGAUUUUGGCUCUGCCUCAAUUGUUUCUCCUGCCAACUCUUUUGUGGGUACACCUUACUGGAUGGCCCCAGAAGUGAUUCUAGCCAUGGACGAGGGGCAGUAUGAUGGGAAGGUGGACGUCUGGUCUCUUGGCAUCACCUGCAUCGAACUAGCUGAAAGGAAGCCACCCUUGUUCAAUAUGAAUGCUAUGAGUGCCUUAUACCACAUUGCGCAAAACGAAAGCCCUGUCCUGGCGUCAAACCACUGGUGA